Diaporthe citri is the source of this 759-nucleotide messenger RNA. RefSeq lists its product as uncharacterized. Gene Ontology annotation, biological process: ribosome biogenesis. NCBI's taxonomy places the organism in Eukaryota, Fungi, Ascomycota, Sordariomycetes, Diaporthales, Diaporthaceae. The transcript has 2 exons. The record is from RefSeq and is a predicted model, not a curated record. Gene Ontology annotation, cellular component: ribonucleoprotein complex. The coding region runs from base 1 to 759 and encodes 252 amino acids.
AUGGCAACCGAGGAGGAGGUCAAGAUAAAGUCCAAGGACUCGAAAAAGGACAAGAAGGAGAAGAAGCGCAGCGAGUCCGACGGCGUCCACAAGUCCAAGAAGGAUAAGAAGGACAAGAAGGCAGACAAGGAGAAGCUCAAGGCCAAGGUCGCCGAGGCCCUCGACAACCAGCUGCAAGCAGACGUCGCCGCCUCAGCAAAGGCCGACGACGACGAUGACCACCCUGGCUCCGACGUGGACGACAUCAAGAACCCCGAGGUCAAGACACAACUGGUGUACUUUGCCGUGCCAUUGGCCGAUGUGAAGGGGCAUAAGAAGAUCUACAAGACCAUCAAGAAGGCCCGGAAAGCAGGCGCCCUCCAGCGCGGCGUCAAGGAGGUGAACAAGGCCCUCCGCAAGACGCCCAUCAAGGCGCCGGCCAAUGCCGACCAGGUCCCCGGGAUCUGCAUCAUCGCCGGCGACAUCUCGCCCGACGAGGUCAUCAUGCACCUGCCCAUCUACUGCGAGGAGCACAACGUCCCCUACCUGUUCGUCAGGUCGCGCCUCGAGCUCGGCAGCGCCGCAAAGACCAAGCGCCCCACCUCGGUCGUCUUCAUCCAGGAGAAGGGCAAGGAGCCCAAGGCCGGCAAGGCGGCGGCGGCUGCUGCGGACGACGACGAGGACGACGACGGCUCUAGCUACGCCGACGCCUACAAGGAGCUCCUCAAGCUCGCGCAGAAGGAGGCCGCGAAGCAGCUGAAGGAUGUGCUGUCGGGCUAG